AAUAUGCUAGACACAGUAAAGAGGUCCAUCAGGAAAGAUAAGGGAUCAUUGCUUCUUGUUUCUUCUUCCAAGGCUCAUACGAAGCAACAGAAGAAGAAAGCCCAAAAAGGGAAGAAGGUAAAAUCCCAAAAUGAGAAGGCCUUGAGGCUUAAGGGAGGUGUCAAAAAGGAUAAAGAAAAGAAUAUUUGCCAUCAUUGUGGCAAACUUAGACAUUGGAGGAGGAAUUGCAAGGAGUACCUAACUACUAUGAGCAAGAAAAAGAAUCUUAUUAAAGUUUCUGAUUCAGGGACCAAAGAUAAAGAUGAGUAGGAUCUUGGCUAAGGAGGUGACCACAUGGAUUGACUACCUAAAGCAUUAGAUGCUACAUUGGAUGGUUAUACUCCUAUUUAUA
Theobroma cacao (cacao) is the source of this 391-nucleotide messenger RNA. NCBI's taxonomy places the organism in Eukaryota, Viridiplantae, Streptophyta, Magnoliopsida, Malvales, Malvaceae. The record is from RefSeq and is a predicted model, not a curated record.